AUCGGCAGCGGAGGCGGCGACUCAGGGUCCUACUCGUCCUGGUCCUUCUGAACAUGGCCAAGAUGCUCUCACACUCGACAACUCUGCAGGCCCAGUUCGACGAGUGACUCCAAACUGGCCAGAACCCCAAUGGCUCGCUACCUGAAGAGCUCGGGUCUCAAAGCGUCUACAUAGAGCUCGCACUCCCUUCUGGACAAUUCAGGCGCAGGAAGCUCACGAGCUGGGGAGCUAGGAGGCCAGUGACAGCGAUCCGAGAUCAAUCAGAAGAACUCGGAUCGAUCGGAGCAAAGAAAGGAGAGGAGAAUCCGUCGACUUCAAAAAUGCCGAGGGCGGGAGAGCUGAUCGUCAGGCUGAAGCAGUCGAAAGGAAUCAAAGGAGAUGAGGCUCUCGGAUUCGGCAAGGCGGAUGUGUUCGCCAAUAUGUCGCUGGGGGGCGAGAGGAGGUCGAGCAAGGUGGUGACGGACGGAGGCUCGGACUCAGUGUGGGACGAGGAGUUCAGCUUCAAGAUCGCGGCCUACGUCAACCUCAGCCUCUACCAGUACCUGAAAAUCUUCAUCUACGACCAGGACUACGUCUACGACAGCCGCCGCGGCACUUGCAAAAUCGACGUCAAGAACCUGCUCGACGAGCACGAGGACGAGGUCCCCGACAAGGAGUACCCGGUCAUGUUCCAUGGAGACCAGAGGGGUUCUCUGAUCGUCGGAUUCUCCUUCAAGCCGGCGAAUGUGCUCCCCGUCGUGAAGCCCGAGCUGACAAGCGUCAAAUCUGAGAAGGAGGACGAGUCGACCUUCGACCACUUGAUGCACAAGAUCCAACAUAUUGGCCAGCGUCGCUAUCACAAGCCAAGGAAGUCAGUCGCUGCGGAGCAGCCCGUAGUUGGACCUCUCCCACAUAUAAAGGUACACGCGGAGAAGCAGGACGAGGAGGAGGACGACGACAAGGAGGACGGGGAGGAGGAGGGAGAGGAGGGAGAGGAGGGAGAGCAGGAGGAGGAACAUAGUGGCUGGACCUCGGAGUCUGAGCCCGAGUGCGAAGAACAGGACUUCGAGUUCGACUUCUCAUUCAAUUAGACAAGCGAGAGCUGCCGCUGCCCCGUCGAUCUCCUGACGGACCGAUCCUAACAUAAUCACUCACUCAGUCCCGGAAUUUCUCAGCUCCGCAGGCCCGAGCAGAUUCGGUCCAGUGGAGAUCCGGUCCAUCCGACUCACGAGCACGAGAAGGGUUUCUUGUACCCGUCCCGUCGGAUCGAUCCAGCCUCUCGAGAAUGGCAAUCGUUGCGUGCCAUGGAGUCCCGGUGGCCUUCAUAUCGUCCAAGCUUUGUAGAGCUAGGAGGCCAGUGGGGAUCCGCGUUUUCUGAAUCAGUUUGCUGCUUAUUAGUAUUAUUCACGUCUCUGUACAAAUACUGUAUAGGACAACCGGAAUAUGUCUGUAGCACCCGCUCGCUGGUCGCGAUCAAAGUACUGAAAAUUGCGUCACGACUUGCUCUAUAGUUUCAUGCUCUUAGCCAUGGCUGCAAUGAUCCCAAUUUAUCCCGUUUACUCCAGAUGGAGUUCAUUUGUAACGAUCACGAUGUUUCGCUUUAGCAGUCUUUAUAGCGAAUCGAUUGGAAAACCACACAUUCCUCGAUUCGGAUAUGAAGCCGAAUAUUCAAUUGAAAGAACUGGGAAGUU
Molecule: messenger RNA, 1670 nt
Organism: Marchantia polymorpha subsp. ruderalis
Lineage: Eukaryota; Viridiplantae; Streptophyta; Marchantiopsida; Marchantiales; Marchantiaceae
Source: the annotation of a GenBank genome assembly